CAGGCUUUCAGUGUGUUCUUCCUUGGAUGUGGUUCCUGUCGUUCUAGUGGACGAUCACGAUGUUUUUGGCUCCUGCACACAUCGCGUUAUCUAAAUCUCCAGAGAAAGUAACAAACUCUUCGAUCAUUAAGAAAUUCCCUGUAAAGUUUUGGCGUAUUGUAAAUUCGUGUAAAACGGGAGCUGUUUGUUGGGGGUUUGGUGGCAAUUCUAUCCGAAUUCUCAAGGAAAGAUUCGAGGAGGAGUAUCUAUUUGGAGAAAACAAACCUUUCAAAACCGCUACAUUUAGCAGCUUUAUCAGGCAACUGAAUCUUUACGGAUUUAAAAAGAUCGUAAGACCUUCUAUAAUCAAUGAACACGGUCAGAAGUUGAAUACUUCACUGGUAGAGUAUAAGCACGCUUUGUUCCUCAAAGGCCACCCGGAACUUCUCCAACGUAUACACCGAAACACCAAAACACAAAAGAGAAGGGAGAGGAAGAAUCCGUCGGGAGAAUCGACUCAGUCUGUUCCCGUUUGUGUUUCGGACCCCAAGAUAAAGAGGGAAGUCAGAGAAGAUGGCUAUGGGUACACAAUCCAUCGGCAGGUUAUCAAAGAAGACGGAGUUUCAGCGUUUCAAGACGUCACGAAUCUGCAGGAUAGAACAUCUGGUAAAAGUGUACCCUGGGAAAGUGUUCCUGACCAAGCUGCAUCGCCUUCUACUUUACCAGCAUGCACUGGACAGACCCUGGUCAGCGUGCAACUCCCCGUGACCAAGCUGCCACUGUUCAGACAACCACCUGGCAGGAACAUGGUGAAGUUUGCCCCAGGUCCUUAUGGACAUGCAGCCAACAGCAAACCCUCAAUCCAACAAAUAGCACCUGUCAACAUAAACAGACCCAACUCAGCUAAUGCAGCUGUGCCAUAUCCACUACUGGGACACAAUCGGAACACUGGUCCUCUGGAUAUGAUCAAAUUGGAACCAUCUCUUGAUACUGUGAAACCCGACACUGGAACUGGAAGACGGAUUCGUCAAGUGUGUGAGGCUUUACCACCGGUGCCUAAUUACAGACUCAACACAUCUGAUGUACCAAUUCCGGGAUUGAUGCUUGAUACAACACACCAGCUGAGUAGAAACAUUAGCUUGAAUCCAGAUCAGAAACCACAACCAGUAAGUUGCACUGCUGGGACAUUUCCUAUACAGCCUUGCCCAGUCCAAACACAUCCCCAUGGCUUUGCAAUGGCACAUGGCCUAACAUCUAAUGUGUCAAAACCUAUGAGACAUAAUGUAUUUCCUGGAAAUACACAAAGGCAUCCUGUUCUGUACAUAAACAAAACUCCCAGAAUCCCAAUAGCACCUCGACCUGUGAUGAAUACGGCACAAUUCCAAAGACCACCUCCACUUCGUCCUCAGUAUGCACUGUACGACAAUGAGAAACCGACUGUCCCCAAAAUAGAUAAUUCAGGAUGUGGUGAGAUGGCUAUUCAUCCACUUCUUAGACCUGUGCGUCAAACCUUUGACUGUACUAGUGUUUCUAAUGCCACGGAUGCGACCACUUAUUCUAAGUAUGUCCUGAAGCCGAAUAUUCAUCUUCAAAGCAUUCCUGUUGAUACAUCGUCAGCCAGUGAACAUACAGAGUCCAAUGUGUCCUUGGAUGAUGAUAGACUUGUAGAUCUGUCCCAUUUCAAGCUAUCAUCUACCUUGAAGGAUAUAGAUGCACCAUGUGAAGAGAACAUAGAAGUCGUCGACUAUAACAGCCACACACUUUCUACAAGCUAUAUUAUCAAUACAGCAACUUCAGGAGUUACAACAAUAACAUCUUCAGUCCCGGCUGCAGAACAAACAUGUCAAGUUCCUGAACAUAACAUGAAAAUAUCACCUGAGGAUACAUUUUCAGUUCCAGCAAAAGAUGACAACCAAAUUUGUUCUGAGGAUUCAACAGCUAGUUCACCAAGUCCGGCAACAGCAUUUUGGGAGGUGACGACAUUAACUCCACCAUCUACAGGACCUAAACGACAACUGUUCAAAAACAGUGUGACAAGAAGACUCACAAUCCCAGUGAGUGGACUUCCUCGGGACCUGUUCUCAGUCCAGACAGCAGCAGGUGAGAUCACUGACCAGAGUGAAGCAGUCAUAACUCUAGAGACUUCAGAGGAUGGACAUGUCACUGGACAUCUGAUACUGCCUGGUAAAGAUGCUGAAGGGUCCAAAAGCACCGAAUUGUAAAACACAAGCUUUAUGUACUAGUGACUGAAGAAUAGUAGGUCUCUGUCCAUUAUGCACCAGAGUGAAGUUGUACAAUGCCACAAGAACACACGUUUUAUAUAUUACUGAAGAAAGAAUAGUAAAUCUCUAGCUACAACCCAGUUUGAAUAGUCAGUUAAAAGUAUCUUGUUAACAUGAGAACUGAUUUUCAAAGUGCCAUUGUUCAUUGUCUACACAUGAGGCACAUUUACAAAAUGACGUCUACAGGGAUCAAUGUGUUGUUUCUUAGCACACUGGGCGUUAGGAAUGGAUCUGGGGGACUAUAUACUUGUAUAUUGUAAUGCCAUGUAUCACAAAAGUG
This is a messenger RNA of Haliotis rubra (blacklip abalone), 2541 nucleotides long. Its product is annotated as transcription factor SFL1-like. Gene Ontology annotation, molecular function: DNA-binding transcription factor activity; sequence-specific DNA binding. The record is from RefSeq and is a predicted model, not a curated record. The transcript is spliced from 6 exons. Bases 60 to 2201 code for a protein of 713 amino acids. Gene Ontology annotation, biological process: regulation of DNA-templated transcription. Lineage: Eukaryota; Metazoa; Mollusca; Gastropoda; Lepetellida; Haliotidae.